Mytilus californianus (California mussel) is the source of this 1432-nucleotide messenger RNA. RefSeq lists its product as uncharacterized. Bases 5 to 1147 code for a protein of 380 amino acids. NCBI's taxonomy places the organism in Eukaryota, Metazoa, Mollusca, Bivalvia, Mytilida, Mytilidae. Gene Ontology annotation, molecular function: protein binding. The transcript is spliced from 5 exons. The record is from RefSeq and is a predicted model, not a curated record.
AAACAUGUCGGUAGGAAGUUUUUCCACGUUUGUCAUUGUCCUAACGACAUAUUUUGGUUCCUCGUGUUGUUUGAAUAUCAUUCCCGAUUAUUUCAUGGACAGUGGUGGUUUGGGUAAUUGUGGUGAAACAAUCAAUAACAAAGAAGACGUGUAUAUCAGGUCUCAUACUGGAGCUUAUCAACUUGGAAGUAUCAUAAAUUACGGAGCGAACGAGAACUGUGAGCUUAAAUUCAACGCUGGGACAGGGAAGAAAGUCUUGAUAAAAUUUUUAGAAUUUGAACUGGAAAAUGCAGUAGGAAAUGAAUGUCUGGAUGGACUUAAGAUAUUUGACCACCAAAACACCACCACGUCCCCUAAUUUAUAUAACACGAACUGUACAAUCAAUAAUAAUGCCUCUAUUACUGACAACUGCACAACGGCAAACAACUGUUCACUAGACAACUGUACCGUAGCUAACAACUGUUCAGAUGAUAAUGCAACACUCUCUAACAUGUGCUCGAUGGAAAACACUAACGGACUUACUGCCGAUUUGACAGUUUGCGGAAGUACAGGUCAAAGUCCAUUUGUAUCCGCUUCAUCAGAGGUGCAGUUAAAGUUUUACACAAACAGUCAAAACCAUUUUUCCGGUUUCCAGUUGCUCGUUACAGCAUUUCGUGAGGCCGAUAAUUGCUCAAGCAACGAAUUUAAAUGUGAUACAAACAGAUGUAUCCCUACGAAUCUGAAGUGUGAUACAGUACCACACUGUGUGGAUGGUACAGAUGAAAAUGACAACAUCGCCGGUUGUACUGUCUUAGAUAAAAUCUCGGGAUACUUGUUUGGACUUGGACAGAUGACGGUUAUCACUAUUGCAAUUUUAGGUGGCGUUAUCAUCUUUUCAAUUAUCACAUUCAUCAUUGUCUACAAUGUAUGCUGUAAAAAACCUAUUAAUACUGUCCAUGCUAUGCAAGAGGCGGAACCUGUGCCUAAGACAUCUACAAACGCAAGCAAUAAAGACAGUAAGAAGGGCCAAAAAGGAAAGAGAACUGUCACUGUUGUAAAACCGGCACCACAACCACACCAAUCUGAAGCAACUAAAACUUCUACAAAGCAGACUUCCGGUAAGAAGUCAAAGAAAAAGUCGGACGAGGAAGAUGAUCCAUUUUGGUGAUUAUCACUGCUCAUCAAUUUAUGUAUUUGUUAAGUUAACAUGCUUUGAAGAAUUGUUUUGAACAACCCAUUGAGAGCAACUUAGCAUUAGGUUGAGUCAUUUUACGUAAUCAAAGGUAUGCCAAGUAUUAGAAAACACGUACCUUUCCAGUCUCCUAACGGAUGUAAAGCUCUUACUCACUAAAUGAAGUUAUAUAAUGUAUGAUAAGGUGAACUACUUUUAACUUUAUUUCGAAUUAUGUAUGGUUUUUGUUCUAUUUCACUUUUAAUAUAGAAAUUAAAAACA